Empidonax traillii (willow flycatcher) is the source of this 1563-nucleotide messenger RNA. It is a transcript of the gene MAP3K12, whose product is annotated as mitogen-activated protein kinase kinase kinase 12. The transcript has 9 exons. Lineage: Eukaryota; Metazoa; Chordata; Aves; Passeriformes; Tyrannidae. The record is from RefSeq and is a predicted model, not a curated record. Gene Ontology annotation, molecular function: JUN kinase kinase kinase activity; ATP binding. The annotation marks the transcript as partial. Gene Ontology annotation, biological process: protein phosphorylation.
GUCCUUCGGGGUGGUGCUGUGGGAGCUGCUGACGGGCGAGAUCCCCUACAAGGACGUGGACUCGUCGGCCAUCAUCUGGGGCGUGGGCAGCAACAGCCUCCACCUGCCCGUGCCCUCCAGCUGCCCCGACGGCUUCAAGGUGCUGCUGCGCCAGUGCUGGAACAGCAAGCCCCGGAACCGACCGUCCUUCCGCCAGAUCCUGCUGCACCUCGACAUCGCCUCGGCCGACGUGCUCUCCACCCCCCAGGAGACCUACUUCAAAUCCCAGGCGGAGUGGCGGGAGGAGGUGAAGCUGCACUUCGAGAAGAUCAAGUCGGAGGGGACGUGUCUGCACCGGCUGGAGGAGGAGCUGAUCAACCGCCGGCGCGAGGAGCUCCGGCACGCGCUGGACAUCCGGGAGCACUACGAGCGCAAGCUGGAGCGCGCCAACAACCUCUACAUGGAGCUCAGUGCCCUCAUGCUGCAGCUGGAGCUCAAGGAGAAGGAGCUGCUCAGGAGGGAGCAGGCGCUGGAGAAGCGCUACCCCGGGCUCUUCAAGCCGCGGGCGCCGCGGGGGCUCCUGCACGGGAACGCCGUCGAGACCCUCAUCAAGAAACGCAACGUCCCCCAGAAGCUCUCGCCCCACGGCAAGAGACCCGACAUCCUGAAGCCAGAGGUGCUGCUGCCCAAGCUGGACGCGGCCAUGGCGCAGGUGGCCCUGCCGGGGUGUCCCAAGGGCCCCCCGUCCCCCGGGCGCAGCCGCCGGGCCAAGGGGCGUCACCGCAAAGCGGGACCCCGGGGGGGUUGCGGGGAGCUGGGCCCCGAGGCCGGAACCCCCCGGGGGCUCCCCGUGCCCCCCGCCACCGCUGCCAGCCCCGACAUCCUCGGGGGCACCCUGGAGGCCGCGGGUGCCCCCCCGGCCACGGUACCUGACGCGGGACCCGAGGGGGCCACGGGCACCCAAGGGUCCCCCCCGCCGCAGCCCCCGACUCCCGGGGAGCCUGAACGGGAGAGCGGGGCCGGCCGGGGGGGGAAAGGGGGGGCCGGGCAGCACCUCACCCCCGCGGCUCUGCUGUACCGGGCGGCCGUCACCCGCGGGCAGAAGCGGGGGGUCUCAUCGGAGGAGGAGGAGGGUGAAGUGGACAGCGAGGUGGAGCUGCCACUGCGGCAGAGGUGGCCCCCGGGGAUGAGCAAGCGCCAGUCGCUGUCGACCUUCAGCUCGGAGAACUUCUCGGAUGGGGACGGGGACGAGGGGCACACGAGCGAGCCCUCCCACAGCGCCACCCCCGACGUGGGCAGCACCAACACGGACGAGCGUCCCGACGACCGCUCCGAGGACCUGCUCUCCCAGGGCUCCGAGAUCCCCCUGGACGCCGCUCCCCCCGAGGGGCCCGGCCGCCGGCACGGGGGGCUCAGCCCCAAGGUCUCCGAGGACUCGGACUGUGACAGCGCAGAGCUCGACCACUCAGGCAGCGGCGAGGGGCCCCCCCGGCCCACAGCCCCCCCGGGCCUGUGACCUGUGUGUGUCCCCCCCUCCACCACCACCACCCCUCACACCCCCACUCCCUGCACCCCCCUCACUUG